This is a messenger RNA of Ixodes scapularis (black-legged tick), 3572 nucleotides long. RefSeq lists its product as uncharacterized. Lineage: Eukaryota; Metazoa; Arthropoda; Arachnida; Ixodida; Ixodidae. The transcript is spliced from 5 exons. The record is from RefSeq and is a predicted model, not a curated record. Bases 28 to 981 code for a protein of 317 amino acids.
GACCGAGACAACAAUUACGUCGAUUCUAUGACGGGCAUGCCGGCAGCUCGCUGGGGCGGUUACCCUCGCCUCUUCACGGAGAAAACUUCGUCGCUGCUCAACGAGGCUUUGCAGAUGCUGCACAGGGCUAAGGAUAUCCGGGAACGACGCUGGCUCCAGAUGUACGUCCAGAGGCUGGCCACCCUUUCAGGGGACCUGGAGCGGAGCACGACCAACUUUGGGUCGCCUUCGACGGUGCCAUCGCCGCAGCGGAGGUCUCAACAGCAGACGGUACCAACCACGGGACAGAUUAGCCCUCCGCCGUCACCGUCGGCUUCGAGGAUGAAGACACGAACAACCACCCAGGGUUCCGUCCGCGAGGUGGCCAGAGAACUCGGCAAGCCCGAAGAGGUGACCAAGCCCAACUUCCUCAACGAGUACGAUCCCCUGGCCGGCCAGCUUCAUCAGCAGGCCGCCCAUGAGUCCAGGUUACGUGUCACGACGGAAACCUACAGCCUUGAUGCCGGCGGACACGUCCCCAUGCGGCCCACCACUCCCGUAGUAGCGGAUGACAUGUCGCGGCUCAUCCGAAAGAUUCAAAGCAUGGCGGGCCUCGACGUAACGCAAGAGGAAGUCAUGCGGAUGUUUCCCAAGAGAAACGCUCGCUUCGACGGCGUCGGCCAAGACUCCGGGGACGGCGAAAAGGCUUCCACGCGACCGACCAGCGCCCCUACGAGACCUCCGAUCCAGGGACCGACGUCGCCACCCGCACGGCCGGCCAAGGCGGCCGCGGACCGCAGACUUCGGCCCGCGGGAACCGACGUGGACGACCUGGUGCUGCAACUGGAGCGCGAAAAGUUCCUGCCGGAUCGAUCAGCCGACAGCUGGGACAGUCCCGAAGUCGGCGGGACCUCGGCCUCCGAGUCGAGGAACUCCGCGGCGGAAGGGAUGUCCAAGACAUCGAUUCCGUCCAAGACACGGCGCUCCGCUGAGGUCGCGUAAAAGCGCCGUAAUCAAAGAUCGAUCGCUUCAAAUUCACUUCCCGCACCGCCGAGGAGAUGACAGCGCGGCGCUUCUCUCAAAAUUCCCCUUCCCCUUCCUCCGCUUCCUUCGUCCGGCCGGCCGAGCGGACGUGACUCAGGAGCAUCACUGAGCUCGAAGAACGACGUCGAAAACACGAGAGAUCUUGCAGAGAGCGGAGGCCACUUCUGGUGGGAUCAUAGCUCGUCGUCGGCGCUCGGAAAGUGCGCGAGUGGCGACUUGCAAGCGCGCUCGGUGGGUGCUCUUAGGUCUCCCGCGAUGUAAAAAUUUGGGUUUGAAAGUGCUCCCUAAUGUGGAAACGUGGCCAGCCAACCGAAGUCUCGAGUGCGUCGACGGAAAGCGGACUUCCAGAGAACGUCGCUUGGCGUGAUGGUUGGUUGGAACUGACGUUCUUAAUUGCGGGUCCAGAACGAACACGCCUGUGAAUGGAGUGUGCACCGACGACCUUUGCUGACUGGGAAACUACAUUACGGUUAUUACUACGUUCUGACGAAUAUGAGCCCCAAGAAGUAGGCAACUUUGUUUAGAAAUGUAUAUAGUUUCGGACAAGAUGUGAACGGCAGGGAGCCUCUUUCAAACCCCCGCAGUCUCUGCGGCACGCGAUCGUUGACUUUGGCCGUGCUUUGACGGCGCCUGCACGCUCCAAAUUGACGAGACGCCGACCUGUUAACGAUGAGGAGAAGCUCACGUUGGAUGCGGGACAACUGAAAUACCGCCCUGUCGUUCUCAUUUUUUAUGUGGCGUUGUGUUGGGGACGUUUGCUUUCUGCACGUGUCAGUUGCGAAGAAUCUGUGGCACGUCCAUGUUCGACUAAAACGUUAUUGAAAGGUGCCGCAAGAGCAUUUAGUUUAAUGGUAACUCGCAUAUCAAUACGGCGAUACGCGCGUCGCAUCGCUGGCGUUCAGUGAAGGUAAAAUUGUUGUGGUCUCCAUCUAGUUUCAAAGCUUCCGAUGUCACCUCAAUAAUAGGAUUAAGUCCUCAUUUAAUAGGCUUUGUGUGACAUUUAGCCUCUUCAGAAAUGGUUCCAUACUGCCUUAAUUUUGCUCCAAUUAAAAAACAAAAUGUCUCUUAGGAAGAAAAGCAGCUAAACACAGUAGAACGGAACAGGAGCCUCAGUAUUCCCUAAGAAUGUAUAAGGCGCUGAUACAAAGCGUUUGACACCCCCACUUUAAAAGCGAAUGGUGUCACGUCCAGGGAUUUUGUAGUCUUUUGAAGUAAAAGUCAUCCCAGUUGAAAUUAUAAGUUUUAAUAUUUUUCUUUCGUUCUGGGAACCACUUCAAAGAGGUUACCAUUCGUUCAAGACGAGGUUCUGUACGCCGAGCGCCGAGGAUAGUUCUGCGCUUGCGUGAGAUUCGAAGAGCCACCGUGAGGGUUUACGAAGGCGCAUUUACUUUCUUCCUUCUGAGAAACUGACCUGCGUUGCCCCCUGCAGUCGCCUUUGGCAGGGAUCAGGUCCAACUGGUUUUGACAGCACUUUCUUUCAGUCGUUCCUUGGAGUUUGUAAAUACCUCUUUGUGUACAUUAACUUCCUCGUCGUUGUAGAGGAACUGCCGUAUGUACGUUCGAGUGAGAAUGUACGAGCGCCCGUUCGCGGUCUCCGUUUAAAUGCGAGCCAAUAUAUUAUAUACACUUUGGCAAAACAGAAGACAGUCAUGACCGCGGUAGGUGUGCCUGGUCUGAACGUUUUGCAUUUAGAGCUUAAUUAUGUUGCUUUAUUUUAUAACCCAUAAGAUGCCAGUUUUCGUUUCACACUUAAUCAUGUUCAGAAAAACUCUAACGGCAAGCAAAAAAACGCUUACUUUUUUUCUCUUCUUUUUUUUUUCACCAACAAGCGUUGCUAGUGCUCUAUGGUUUUUGUGUCUGAUCGUUCUCAGUCCUAUCAAAAAUAAAAGUUUCGCGUACUUCGUUUGUUUUCUUGCUGUGUACGAUACCUAUGAAAGUUGGACUUGUAUCGACUGCGAGCCUAUAUGUUGGUGACCGUUCUCUUACGAUGUAUUCACACUGGCGGCUGAACCGCGUUCGCAAAGCGCUUGCGAACGCGGUUGCUUAAAGAUUCAAUAGAAUUUCACGCGCGUUUGACGAUGAAAACGAGCGGAUCUGGUUCGCGGUUGCAAUUCGAACUCCAGUGUGAAUGCAACUUUAGUGUGAUUAUCACAACUUCGAGCGUCCAAAGCGACGCCGGUACGUCUGGCUUUGGUCCCGGUAUUUAUCAAGCUAUAAAUGCUGAUAGCUUAUCCCUUCGUUGUUAAAAACCUGAAAGUCCUAUUUCUGUAUGUCUAAACAAUGCUAACCUUAUGAAGAGUGAUAGUAAAUGGUUCCAUAAUGCUUUAUUCGCCUCCAGUGGUAUUUUUAGUAAGAGUAUGUCAAGAGCCGAUCUAAGAGUUUCUUGUACAUUUUCAAUUUCUAUAAAUAUUUGAAAACUGAGAUCAAAAAUUAUUGUCCAUUUUUUCUUGAGAAAAUGUUAGAGCUGAAAACCGAACAGUGGGUGGCGUCCUUUUUCGGCGUGUGUACAUACCAUUGGCAAAUAAUAAACAGCUGGUGUUGCAUUUCUA